Aspergillus calidoustus is the source of this 3771-nucleotide messenger RNA. The record is from the annotation of a GenBank genome assembly. NCBI's taxonomy places the organism in Eukaryota, Fungi, Ascomycota, Eurotiomycetes, Eurotiales, Aspergillaceae.
UGCCUGUUGUCUCAAGGUCAUGAUCAUAUUCACCUGAUUUUCAAGUUCUCCGCUUGGAUUUUUAUUCGUAUAGGGAGCACUCGGCAACUUCAGUUUGCAGCGACUCAUAUAAGGUUUGCAGCAAGUUUAUAGCACUAUUAGUCGUGAUAUACUAAAGCAUGUUUCCCUUGACCGGUAGUAAAUCUAUAUAUCGGUCGUGAAUUGGGAAGAGCUACAAAGUACCUGAGCCUCUGUGGGUAAACCCAAUUUUGUCCAGAACAUCAGAAGCUACUAGUAGUCUAUUUCCACUAGCCAAGUUACCUUGACAUAUACGGAAACUCUCAUCUUGUGACUUUUGUUGUUGACCCUGUAUUGACCAUGGAGUGGGGCGUGGGAUUGAUGGCCUGAGGCAGCAACAACGCGGACUGAGGCCUGACUCACGGAAAUCGUGGUGGCGACCACCAAUCUCAGUCGUCGUCCUUCCAAUUUGCAACCACCAUUGAAGAGCGGCGUUGCUGCGGGAAAAGACCACGAACCGAACAGAUAAUUGCGAUUGAAUUCAUCGACUAGACAUUGAGGCUGAUACACUAGGACCGAUCACUGUCUAGUGGACGCCCUUUGGAUGAUCUGGGUAACUGAUAGAAUCGGAUCGAAGCUACGCCAGCCCAGCCCAGCCUGUCCAAGCGUCGUGGCCUUUUGAGUAUUGCAUUUGGACUCUUUUUUCUUUUAUGAGUAUCGCCUCAUCUCCUCUUUUCAUCUCUGUCAACGGCUGCGUUAGAAAUUCGCCCAGCGGGUGAUCUGGCGAAGCUUCGGAUCGAUAUUGAGGUUCAUGCACCGCUGGAAUUAGCUCGGACCACGAACUCUCUUCAUAUAUCUAGAUGGCUGGCCCGUUUCGACAAUAGGGCCGUAUAGUGGUCGCAGACGAUAUUCCCUUCGUCUUCGCUCAAUAUGUCAAUGUUCAGAUCGCCUACAGAGAUCCCUUCCUUUGAUUCCGACUCCAACGACGGUGACGAUGAGGUGAUUGCAAACGAAAAGGCCAAACCUCCUGGCCAACCGCUUAUAGAGGAUGACGAGACAGUCGACGACAAUGCCGAUAUAAAGGAUCUGCUCAAUGCAGAUACCGAGAGCCAUUCCAACCUUAUGACGGCCGCUCUCCUGGAGUUCUAUUGUCUCACGCGUGCGGCUGAUAUUCUCAACAGACAGCAUGGCUCUAGUGCUCGGUACACUCGUGACUCCCCAGAGGUGCAGUUCCUGGGGAAGAAGAUGUACGCGUACAAAUCGAACUUUCUUUCAUCCCAUGGCGUGCUUCAGGACGGUGUCGAUACGGAUAAGUGGGGUUCGACGCGGCAAUACUAUCGCGACAACCUUGAUGCGCUUGGGCUGUCGGCCCUGGAAGGGCUGAAUUUGGGGGACAGCCACGCAAGGCCAGCGCCGAUACGAGCAACGAGUGAACUUGUUUUGGCAUCGAAGACGAAAACUAUGCAAACGCAAUCGACAAAAGAGGUUACGACGAACCUCCGCCUAGAGGGCCGAGACAUUGGCCCGUUAGACUUUCGACGACCUGGCGCGCACCAUGGUAUUGCGCUGGAAGACUUUCGGCUCGACCCGAGACGCAUCCCACGUCCUUUAUUACCCAUGACUGGUACCUCGCCGACAAGCUUUCCAUUAUUCGACGCCAACUCUGCACAUUCCACAAGUCGUUUGUCUAGGUAUGCGGUGGAGUUUUCUGAGAUUCGGAUCCUUGGACGAGGGUCGUUCGGGGAAGUAUAUCACGUUAAGAACCAUAUGGAUGGUCAAGACUAUGCAGUCAAAAAGAUUCCGUUGAGUCAGAAACGACUUGAACAAUUGCAGCGCGGGAAUGAGAAUCAACUCGAGAAUAUAAUGAAAGAGAUCCGGACACUGGCUCGUCUAGAGCAUGCAAAUGUUGUUAGGUAUUUUGGGGCGUGGUUGGAACAGACUCACUUUCCGAGGCUUCCAUUCGUUGGCCAGAAUAGUCUGGAGAAAAUUGAGUUUGAGCAGACCAAAGACCAAUCCGAGGGACCUGAUGCGCCUUCUGUCGAUGACAGCUUUGGCAUUGUUUUCGAAGCCUCACAAGAUGUGUCGCAUCAGCUGACCUCUACGGAAGACGAAUCGGUCGAUUCUCAUAGCAACAGAGAAGCUUCGCACUCCUCAGAAAAACCUCUAUCACGCAGCCUUGAAGACGAUGUUGAGUCAAUUCCGCGUAACUUUGAUGAGCCCACAUACAGUCAGCUAUCGACGUUUGGCGGUACCGACGGCGACAUUUUUACGGAUGGUUUCAGUAAUGACCAAUCACAGCUUCAGCUACAGCGCAAACAUCGACCUGGGGAUCUUCCAGCCGUAGUGCUGCAUAUCCAAAUGUCGUUGCAUCCAAUCCCGCUCAGCUCGUACCUGCGGCCGCAGCAAAGUGUUGACGUUGAAGCUCCACUACGACACCACUGCUAUCACCUCUUACCAUCACUGAAACUCAUUUUGAACAUCAUCGCCGGCGUCGACUAUCUUCACUCAAAGGGCAUUGUACACCGAGACCUCAAGCCAGCAAACAUCUUCCUCUCCUGCUCAGACGACCGAAACUUCAAAGAGUGCCUACCCUGCAAGGAGAAAAUCGGAACCUGUUCCAAAUUCUCUCACCCGCGGAUAGGAGAUUUCGGCCUUGUCGCAGACAUAUCACACCUGAACGACAGUGUCCCAGGAACCCCUGUAGCAUCCGACCACCCACAGAAAAUAAACCGGGUCGUCGGUACCGAGUUCUACUGCCCCCCUUUCUUCCGCAACAAAACCCUCAACGGAAUCCCCUCGCAGGAAGAAUUAUUCGACUACGCAAUUGACGAAUCCCUUGACGUCUAUGCCCUAGGAGUCAUCCUCUUCGAGCUCGUCUACCGCCUCAACACCAAGAUGGAGCGGCAACUGGUCCUCACAGAACUAACGAGGGGUCUUCAGCGGCCGACGCCGACGGGGUUCAUUCGAGAGCGCCCGGUCUUCCCGUCGGACUUUGACCAGAAGGUUGACCAUGGCGAGGGGGUUUUGCCGAGUGGACUCACUGUUGCGGAGGCCCUGAAGACGUGUAUACGGGGGAUGUUGGAGCUGCAGCCGCAGCUGCGGUGGCGGUGCUGCAAUGUUCAGAGGUACCUACAGGGGUUAGCAGAUGCGGUGCAGAACGCGUUUGAGCCAUGAGGCCAGCGGCCAUCAACAGACUUGCCUGUUGAUGUCAUCACCAGCGAUGAAGGACGACGGCGGACGAGAGACGAUUUGAUUUGAGUAUUCGAGCAGUUUUAUAUAACCGUUGGCGAAGACGGUAAGACACAGAGCAUUCAUCCAUCACAUACAAGCAACAUGUACCUAGGAACCAUACUUUGUACUACUCCUAACUAGAAGUCUCGGCUCACCUGCACGCAUGUGGGUAUUUUCAAGCUACCCGCCGAUCCCAUGUGCAAGCACAGAGAGCCCUACUAGACAACAGAUCAAACUAAGUGUAAGCUCCCAACUUGACAAGAGUUUUUUUCAAGACUGCAAUAUAGUCCUAUCCCGAAAGUAUCGGGCCGAUCCUCCCUUGUUACAUUCCUCGACGCCUUAGCAAAGGCGGGCGUUGCAAAAUGUCGCACGAGCAAGAAUACCCGAGAUUUCACAAAAGGGCGCAACAAGCAAGCUACGGCGCUCCCUCGGCACACGAAGUCCAGUGUAAAUGGGGAUGCGGUGUGCCUCUGUCACCACAAUCCUUGAGACGACAUGAGACGUCCAGUUGUGAGUAUCUCCAAGAUUGCUUCAUCGCCAAAG